Messenger RNA from Hyaena hyaena (striped hyena), 2533 nucleotides. It is a transcript of the gene SNAP47, whose product is annotated as synaptosome associated protein 47. Gene Ontology annotation, molecular function: SNAP receptor activity; syntaxin binding. The transcript has 6 exons. Gene Ontology annotation, biological process: exocytosis; synaptic vesicle priming; synaptic vesicle fusion to presynaptic active zone membrane. Bases 391 to 1638 code for a protein of 415 amino acids. NCBI's taxonomy places the organism in Eukaryota, Metazoa, Chordata, Mammalia, Carnivora, Hyaenidae. The record is from RefSeq and is a predicted model, not a curated record. Gene Ontology annotation, cellular component: plasma membrane; SNARE complex.
GGCCUCAUUCUGCGCAGGCGCAGCGGCGUCCCUCAGCACCUCCAAAGCUACUGGUACCACCGGCGUCUGAAAUUGUCAAGCAGCGCCAGACCCAAGUCUCGCGGUCUGAGUGCCGCCGGGUAACAUAAUUAAGCGGCGCCCCCAGCGUGCGGCCAGGCCUGUGCCAGAGCCCGCCCGGCCCUCCUGCAGCACAGUCCCGCCUUCCGCUGCUGUCACGGUCAGUGUGGGUCCCUGCAGGUUCCAGUCCCAACAAGGACUCCAGGAGCUUAGCACAGAUCAGAGGCCCGGGUCAGGACCUGGAAGGAAGAAAGUCGUCCAUGGUGGACACAGUCAAUAUUGCCACAUGAGACAGGGUAGCCAAGGCGGAGGAGCAGACCCACUGGCAGCCAGAUGAGCAGAGAGGUUUGUGUGCACACCUGGCCGUGUUCCUACUACUUAGAGCUGGACAAGCGAUGGGUUCCUGGAAAGCUUUCCUUAACCUCCCGCUCCCUGAAGUUUAUGGCUGAUGAGGCCCAGGAGACGCUGGUGAGCUUCCCACUGUCUGGCAUCACUGCGAUCAAGAAGGAGGCUUCUCACUUCGUCUUCAGCUCCAUCACUGUCCUGGAGAAGGACAGCCACAAGCACUGGUUCAGCUCCCUGCUGCCCAGUCGCAAUGCCGCGUUUAGCGUCAUCGAGCAUUUCUGGAGAGAGCUGCUGCUGUCCCAGCCAGAAGCGCCACUCCCUGCCACCAAGGGGAAGGAGCUGACGGGCCUCAUGGUCUGCUCCCAGAAGCGCCUGGAGGACACGGCCCGCAUCCUCCACCAUCAGGGUGAGCAGCUGGACAGCAUCAGCAGGGGCCUGGACAAGAUGGAAUCCGACCUGGAUGUGGCUGACAGGUUGCUGACAGAGCUGGAGUCCCCUUCCUGGUGGCCCUUUAGCUCCAAACUUUGGAAGACGCCAUCAGAAACAAAGCCCAAAGAAGGGGCCUCUACGUCUAGUCCCAAAGCUCUUGGGAAGGAAGGGGUAGUGGUCAGAAUCCCUGCUGUCGUCUCCCAGAGAACAGCGUCCCAUGUCAAACCAGGGAGUCUCACCGUCUUGGUGUCUGGGCUGGAAAUCCAUGACUCGAGUUCCAUGCUCAUGCAUAGGUAUGAAAGAGAAGAUGUGGAUGACAUUAAGGUUCACACGCCCUAUGAGAUCAGUAUCCGCCAGCGGUUCAUUGGGAAGCCCGACAUAGCUUAUCACCUGAUAUCUGCCAGGAUGCCAGAGGCCAUUCCCGUUUUGGAGGUGCAGUUCAGCAAGAAGAUGGAGGUAUUAGGAGAUGCCCUGACGCCUGGCAGCACCAGAACCUCCUCGGCAGCAGAGAGGGGCAGCUCUGUAUGGCACGCAGCGUCUGGGCUGAUGGACCGGGCCGCUCACCGGGAGCCCUGCCCGGGCAGCCAGGAGGUCCAGCCAUUCCAGGUGCAGGCGCGCCAGCCGUUCAUUUCUGAGGGAGACGCCCAAGAGCUGAGACAGAUCCUGAGGAAGCUCAAGGGUCUUGCCCUGGACACUGAGGCAGAGCUGGAGAGGCAGGACGAGGCCCUGGAUGACAUCACGGCUGCCGUGGACCGGACCACCCUGACCAUUGACAAGCACAACCGGCGGGCAAAGAAACUGACCUAGAAGGACAGGAAGGCGUUAGUCACCUCCCUGACUGCUCUGUUCUCAACACCUGCACACCUCCUUGACCAGAAAGCCCUGAAGUCGAAGUCGUGUCCAGGUCCAGGCAGUGCCUGGAGGCCUUGCCCCAGGAGGUGCAGGCCCUCCUGGGGUGCAGAGCUGCCAAGGUGUGCACUCUGGUCCUGACCAUGGUCCCCAGGGGGAGGAGAAACUCCAGGAGGGAGGGGGCUGCCUGCACCCCGAUACCCUGCUCCCCACCCACCCCCCAUGAUGGCUCCAGCUCCUCUUGCUCCCAGCUGCCCCUGGGCCCUGACUCCCCACUCCCUACCUGCUCCCCACUCCUUGCUCUCGCCACCCUGCUACCCCACAUUCCUCCUCCCUGUGGGCCCACUCCCUGCUCCCCGCUACCCACUCCCUGUGGAGGGGCCCUCCCCCUCCCCCCACCGCGGGCCCUUACCCCCCUCCCCCCUCGCUUCAGGCUGCUCCUUUCUCAUACUUGAGCCCUUUGGAGCCUGGACAGCAGCAGGAGGCUGCCCCCAGCGCUCAGUGGCUGCUUUGCAUGGCCAGCAGCACAACUAGCAGGAUCUUCAUUUUUUCUCUGUCCUUGCUCAGUGCAAAAGGGCAAUUUAAGUCUCUGGGGAAGAAGUCAAGCCCCCUCUCUGGGCUACUGUGCGUGGGCCCCAGUGCGCUCAGUCUGCCCUUCUCUGGUGGACAGGCCCGUUCCCUCCUGGUCGUGCUGUGAUUUCCCCCCAAAGCCUGGUACAUCGGAGGUCAUCCUAUAAACACCUGAAAUGUUCUCCCCCUGCCCAAUUUCUAGCCAAGUGUGAAAAUAAUACAUACAGCACCUAUUUUAAAAAGCGUUGAUUUUUUUUUUAGGUGCCCCAUUUCUGUCCAGAAA